Molecule: messenger RNA, 3704 nt
Organism: Carlito syrichta (Philippine tarsier)
Lineage: Eukaryota; Metazoa; Chordata; Mammalia; Primates; Tarsiidae
Gene: TOR1AIP1
Product: torsin 1A interacting protein 1
Exons: 12
Coding region: 274-2121 (615 amino acids)
Biological process (GO): nuclear membrane organization
Cellular component (GO): nuclear membrane
Molecular function (GO): ATPase activator activity
Source: RefSeq, a predicted model, not a curated record
UUGGUGUCUCCAGCCAGGAGGCGGGAGUGACCCACAGCAGCUGACCCAACACAGGCACUGCCUCUCCAAAGCCCUCAAGACACACCAUGGGCCCAGAGGCGGGUUGGCUGCAGAGCAGCGACGACGCAGGCGGCGGCCCCGGCGACUCUCAACUGCCUCCCUGACCACAGCGACCACCGCCCAACACCCCCGAGAAGCCAUCGCCACCACCCGUAGCCGAAUCUAGGGUUCACAAACCCAUCUUCGCGAUCGACUCAAGCUACGUCAACAACUAUGGCGGGUGAGGGGCAGCGGGCGGAGCCGGAGCGGGAAGGCUGGGGUGUGUACGUCACACCCAGAGCCCCCCUUCGAGAGGGAAGGCGCCGGCUUGCCCCUCAAGAUGGCGGCGGCGGCGACGCGCCUGCGUACGUAAGUCCUCCGUCGCGCCAGGGCCGACGGGAAGUGAGGUUCUCAGAGGAGCCGCCAGAAGUGUACGGCGACUUCGAGCCCCGCGUGACCAUAGAAAGGUCCCCGGUGGGAAAACGAACCCCGGCAGAAGAGUUCCGGCCCGAUUCUGCGAGAGAGGAAGUGCGGGUAAGCGCCUACUACCUUCGGUCUAGGCAGCGGAGGCAGCCGCGACCCCAGGAAGCCGAGGAGAUGCAGACACGAAGAACCACGCGCUUACAACAGCAGCAGUCUCAGCAGCCUCCGCUGCAGCCGUCCCCGGUUACAACCAGGAGAGGGUUGCGAGACUCUCACUCCUCUGAAGAGGAUGAACCAUCUUCCCAAACUGUUUUCAGCCAAACCGUCUCAGAGAAAACUGUCAAGAGAACACAAGAGGCUCCAGUAGUGGUGAAUGAAGAUCUUCUUAUCAGCCUAUGUAGACCCCCUCUAAGAAGCCCAAGACCUGAUUUGGCAUACGAAACAAAUGGAAAUACUAAAAUGAGUGAAUUAGAAUCUACCAGUGUCCAACAGAAGUUCAAUUACUCUGAAGAAGGAGAAACUGAAGAAGAUGAUCAAGACAGCUCUGACACUGAUGUCACUACUGUUAAGGUCAAAUCCAGGGACUCUGCUGAGUCUGGAGAUCAAACCACCAGAUCAUCUAGUCAAUAUGCAGAAUCAUUUUGGCAAUCAUCACAAAUACGAGACAAUACAGCUCAUGAUAAGCAGCCUUCUGUGUUAAGCUCAGGAUAUGAAAAAACCUCUCAGGAAUGGCCCAGACAAUCUGCAAGAUUAAGGAGUAGAAUGCAAUUGUCUUCACCAGGCAAGAGUUCUCUAUAUGGCAGUUUUUCAGAUGAUGGCAGCAUUCAAAAAUCAGAUCUUAGAAACCAGUUUUCAGCAACCUCCAGCCAACAAGUGACUGGACAACCCAGAAAUGCAUCUUUAGUCAAGAUGAAUUGGUGGUGGCUACUUUUCCUGAUACCUCUUCUUGCCUCUGUGAGUUUUUGGAUCUUUCCCACUUCUGAGGUAGAAACCAUGGCUGUUCAAGAGUUCCAGCACCAGAUGAAAAAACUUAUGAUUAAGUACCAAGGUCAAGAUGAGAAGCUGUGGAGAAGGAGUGUGACAUUACUGGAAAAACACCUUAAUAGUUCCCAUCCUCGGCCUCAGCCUGCUAUCUUGCUGCUCACUGCUGCCCGUGAUGCUGAAGAAGCACUUAGGUGUCUGAGUGAACAAAUUGCUGAUGCGUAUUCUUCCUUCCGGAGUGUUCCUGCCAUCCGGAUUGAUGGAGCAGACAAAGCUGCUCAAGACAGCGAUACUGUCAAACUAGAAGUCGACCAGGAACUGAGCAAUGGAUUCAAAAAUGGCCAGAACGCAGCUGUGGUGCACCGUUUCGAGUCACUGCCUGCAGGCUCUGCUUUGAUCUUCUAUAAAUAUUGUGACCAUGAAAACGCAGCCUUCAAAGAUGUAGCCUUAGUCCUUACUGUCUUAUUAGAGGAAGAGACACUGGGAACCAGUCUUGGCCUAAAGGAAAUUGAAGAAAAAGUGAGGGACUUCCUCAAAGUCAAGUUCACCAACUCUAACACACCCAACUCCUAUGAUCAUAUGGACUCAGACAAGUUGAAUGGCCUCUGGAGCCGUAUUUCUCACUUAGUCCUGCCUGUGCAACCUGAAAAUGCCCUCAAAGGGGGCAUCUGCUUAUAAGAGGUGAAAGAAGAGAAGAUCAUGUCUCAAGUUCUGAGAAUUUUUCAGACUUUCUAACCAGAGACAAGAUUCAGAGCUCUUUUUGGAAGAACUGGUUUCUUUUUAAAGGAAGUUAAGUUCUUAUAUAAACAUGAAACAUCUAAAUUACUUAUUCAGCCUAAUUAUUUCUAUUCUAUGAGAGAAAGAAUCGUUUGUUGAGAGCUAUGUUAAGGAUACCUUAGGAGUGUAAAUUACACGUAGCUCCAUAGGGAAUCGAUUUUGAUUCUGAGCUGAAAUUAUUACUCUUAUGGUGUGACCAGUGAAAGAUCCUUUCUUAAGAAUCUUCCCGAUUUGUUAAUUUAGAUUUUUCACAAAGUUUGUUGCAUUAUUAGUAAGAUAGCUCCUUAAAUGUAACCAUGGAUUUUUCCAUAAUUUUCCCUUUUAUACCAGUUAGGUAUGAGUGGUUAGUCACCUUCUGCCUAAAGGAACAGAAGUAAUGAAAGGUCAUCUCAGUAUGUGUCUUGGAUUUUUUUUUUUUUUUGGAGGGUAAAGAGAAAAAAAAUUUGUGUAAUGGGGAAGGUGAAGGAGAAAAAAAAUGCUCUUCAAGAUGAAAUGUAACAAUAAGCCAUUGAGAUGUACGUAGUCAAACAGGUACAUGAACUGUUAUCUCAGUGAAUUCUGUUGGGAUUUGUUUUUUAUAUUUCUUUUUUUUUUUAAGCUUGACGAAAUUCUUGAUCUUCCCAAGGAUUUCUAAAGCAUGUGUAUCAUGAGGUUUAACGUAUUUGUUCACUUGACUCUUAAGGGUAGGCAAAUUCAGAGCAGUUUAUUUUGGACAUAUCCUGAAACUUUUGUUUUGAAGGAAGAAAUACGGUUUUAGGAAUUGGUGAACCAUUUGUUAACCACCUAUUGUGUGCUAUUAAAGAAAGAUUUAAUUUUUUGCGUGUCUACUUGUUACAGUCUAAGUCAUUUAAUGACACUCCAUAACAUAUAAAGAUUUACUAUGCACACAAUAAAUUGUAUUGAGUGCCUCAAGCUAAGAGAAUGAACUUUACCACAUGAAGGGUGUUAAAUAUAUUUCUGUACUACUAUAGUGUUUUAGUUUUAACUUUGCUUCUAUAACUGAGUUUUCUCGUCUGUCAGCUGCUUUGGUUUUCUUAAAAAUCUUAAAAUUCUAAAUCCACCUUGUUUGCUCUCCACAAACCUUGAAAUGAAAAUAUUGUUUUAUAAUCAGUCUUGACUUCAUCAUUUACCCCUUGAGGGUCCCACAACUGGUAGGAGAAGGUGGUCUAAUUUCUUUCCACUAGGACUGCCAGUAUUCAUACAUUUAUACCCCUUAUUGUAAUUUGUUCCUGACUAUCAGAAGUCAAUAAUCUGAUUUAAUUAUAGAGGAUUAUAAAACAAGUUUUUGAAAAGGCUUAUUUUAUACAUACAUAUUAUAUGGAGAAAAAAGUUUAUAUUAAAUGUUUCACUGACCCAAAUAAUGUUAAAGUGGUUAAUAUGUUACUUAUAUCUUUCAGGAAAAAUAAUUGUAGCAACUGGUCUGUAAAUGACUUUAAAAGCUAUUUUAGUAAUUUAAAUAAAUGUACUUUCUUGGUUUGUACUCU